GUAAUUGGAGCUGGAGUUGUUGGACUGGCCGUGGCUCGUCAAUUAGCAGCUCGAGAAGGAACAUCGACUAUUCUAGUUGAGAGACACUCAGCAGUUGGAACAGAGACAAGCAGCCGAAACUCUGAAGUCAGUGGUAGAGUCUUCAUCAACUUUCUUUUUGGGAAGGCAAAUAAAGCUAACAGACGCCCUAUAGACUCAUUAAAAACAAAACUAUGCAUUGAAGGGAAAAAUUUGCUUUACGAACUUUGCGAGAAGCAAAACAUCCCGCACCGCAACACUAAGAAGUGGAUUGUUGCCCAGGACGAGGAACAAUGGAAAGAAUGUUUGAAGGUUUUCCUCCAUGCUAAGGAAAUAGAUGUACCGAUACGUUUUGUUUCCGCCGAAGAGGCAAAAAGGAGAGAGCCAGAUGUACGAGCAGAGGCGGGGAUCCUAGAAAGUCCCACGACUGGAAUAGUGGACGCUCACUCCCUAAUGUCCUACCUACACGGCAACUAUGAGGAAAGAGGCGGAGACUGCGUGCUGUUGACGGAGGUUUAUAAAAUUGAGCCUCUAAAAAAUAGAGGUGGUUAUGAAGUUUUCACGCGGUCCGGAGAGAGAAAAGACGAAGAGUCGUCUUUUACAGCUGAAACACUGAUUAACUGUGCUGGUCACUUUGCGUGCGGAAUAAACAACAUGAUUUUACCACCGGAAAGACAUCGAACUCCUCACUUUGCUAAAGGGACGUAUUUCUCAUACGCAGCUUCAUCACCAAAGCCUUCAACCCUCCUAUACCCAGCGCCUCGACCCAGUUAUGGCGGAUUGGGCACACAUCUGACUCUUGACAUGGCCGGCCGAAUAAAAUUUGGCCCUGAUGUCGAAUGGGUAGACAGUCCAGAUGAUUUGAUCCCGAGCCCAAAACGUUUAACACAGGCUAUCAAGGAGAUCCAGGCAUACUUACCCAGCGUGAAUCCCGAUGCGAUUGGUCUUGAUUACUGCGGUAUUAGACCGAAGCUAAUUAGGGGAGGGUCCGUCUCCUCUGGGAAAGAUUUCCAAGACUUUGUGAUUCAGGAAGAAAAAGGUUUCCCAGGCUUCAUAAACUUACUCGGGAUUGAGAGCCCCGGGUUGACUAGCUCCUUGGCUAUUGCAAAAAUGGUAGAGAAUCUUUUAUAUAGACAGUUAUUUUCUUGGGUUGUUUAA
Messenger RNA from Trichophyton benhamiae CBS 112371, 1176 nucleotides. RefSeq lists its product as uncharacterized. The transcript has 2 exons. Gene Ontology annotation, molecular function: (S)-2-hydroxy-acid oxidase activity; (S)-2-hydroxyglutarate dehydrogenase activity. The annotation marks the transcript as partial. Gene Ontology annotation, cellular component: mitochondrion. Lineage: Eukaryota; Fungi; Ascomycota; Eurotiomycetes; Onygenales; Arthrodermataceae. The record is from RefSeq and is a predicted model, not a curated record.